CCUGUCAGUUACAGCAGACCACUCAGAUAGCGGGGCACUGAACGCACCUGGACCGUGUGGAACAAGAACCGUCCAGUUCGGUUUCUCCGUUACCGUCCAACUGUAACAGUAGUUCUACUCUUUUUUGAAUAAUAUUACUCGUCGUCAUAAUAACUUGUUUCAGUUUAAAAAACGACUCGGGAUUCACUUCUGAGUGUCACUCUGCCAUGAUGCCCGGGCUAGCCAGCUAACGUUAGCCGGAAAACUAGCAUCCACUGUUUGGGGGAGAGUAGCGGAGUCCGAGCUCCUUUUCUCGGCUGUGUGUGGUUGACUAAACCGGAUUAAACAUGGGAGAAAGUAACUGGUUCACGGAGCCGUUCCGAUAUCUCCAAGACCCCCACCUUGUCGCCCGCUUUCAGGACAUUUGUGGGGUACGGGGGACGUUUUCGAGAACUGUUUGUGCUAGUAGUACAGCCACCACCACCAGCGGCAGCAUCAAGGAAGCCGACCGGACUCGCUCGCACAACAACGGGGCUUGCCAUCAUCACAUCAACGGGGAAAAUGAGAGUGAAAAUUUGGCCGUCAUUGGAGCUGGUGAAGGGGAGACAGUACAAACGACAGCGGUGGGGGUUCGGAAGAGGAUUACCGAGUCGAAUGUUGUGACAACCCACGGGGAGGAAAGUGAAAAUGCGCCCCAGAAUGGGGCAGUGGUGUCCGCAGCCACCGCCGGGGGAGAAACGGUUGGUGUGGGCAGAAGCAGUCGCAGCUUUGCCGGGGCUGCAGCUGCUGCUCAGGGCGGCAGCAGCGGAGCCGGGCUGGAUUCUUCAGGGGCAACCGAGUCAGAGGGGAGCGAGAAUGGCGGUGAAGUCCCGGGUCGCUCGCGGAGCAGCACGGUGAAACCCCUCCGCAGAAACUCUCUAACGGGCGACGCCGGGCAGGAGUUUCUGAUCGAGAACCGCUUCUUGUACUAUCUCUUUACUUUCGGAACCGAGCUGGGCAACGAGCUCUUCUACAUCACCUUCUUCCCCUUCGUCAUCUGGAACCUGGACGCCUUCGUGGGCAGGAGGCUGAUCAUGGUCUGGGUCUGGGUCAUGUAUCUGGGACAGUGCACCAAGGAUGUGUUCGGCUGGCCACGACCCGCUUCACCGCCGGUGGUCAAAGUGGAGAUGUUUUACAACUCGGAGUACAGCAUGCCGUCCACACAUGCUAUGUCGGGCACAGCCAUCCCCUUCUCCCUGUUCUUCAUGACCUACGGCCGGUGGGAGUACCCGUUCACACUGGGCUUCAGUCUGGCUCUCUGCUGGUGUCUGCUGGUCUGCAUCAGUCGAAUCUACAUGGGGAUGCACUCAGUCCUGGACGUGAUUGUCGGCGUCCUGUACAGCGUCUUCAUCCUGCUCUUCUUCCUCCCAGCCUUGGACAAGAUCGACGGCUUCAACCUGACCUGCCGCUACGCCCCGCUCAUCAUCAUCUCCCUCCACCUGGGCCUCGGCCUCUUCUCCUUCACCCUGGACACCUGGAGUACCUCGCGGGGUGACACCGCUCAGAUCCUGGGCACAGGGGCCGGCGUGGCCCUGGCCUCCCACGUCAACAACUACCUGGGCCUGCUGCCUGACCCGACGCCAGACCAGCUCCCGCUCAUCAUGCCCGCCCUCAGUGUGGGUCUGGCGGGCACGGCCAUGCUGCGGCUCGUCCUCGGCGUCCUGGUGCUGAUGGCCACACGGGCGCUGAUGAAGGCCAUCACCAUCCCGCUGGUGUGCCGGGUGUUCGGGGUGCCCAGCGGGGACGUGAGGAAGGCCAGGCAGCACAUGGAGGUGGAGCUGCCCUACAGAUACAUCGUCUACGGGACGGUGGGCUUCAACGUGCUCUUCCUGGUCCCGCUGCUCUUCAGCUACAUGCGGCUCUCCUGACUGGAUGUUAGCUCACAGUGACGUGACCCUCCAGAUGUUCACCCAAUGCUGUAAUCAGAUCAGUUUUGCUACUUCUUUGCAUCCAAAACCACUUUCCUAACCAGAGGCAGCCGGUUUGGGACUGAUGAAGGUGAAUUAAAGCCUCAGCACUGA
Seriola aureovittata is the source of this 2039-nucleotide messenger RNA. RefSeq names its product sphingosine-1-phosphate phosphatase 1-like. Gene Ontology annotation, molecular function: sphingosine-1-phosphate phosphatase activity. Bases 327 to 1886 code for a protein of 519 amino acids. Gene Ontology annotation, cellular component: endoplasmic reticulum membrane. Gene Ontology annotation, biological process: phospholipid dephosphorylation; sphingosine metabolic process. NCBI's taxonomy places the organism in Eukaryota, Metazoa, Chordata, Actinopteri, Carangiformes, Carangidae. The record is from RefSeq and is a predicted model, not a curated record. The transcript has 3 exons.